Symbiodinium necroappetens is the source of this 744-nucleotide messenger RNA. The record is from the annotation of a GenBank genome assembly. Lineage: Eukaryota; Dinophyceae; Suessiales; Symbiodiniaceae.
AUGGUUACUCGACUGUCUUGGGCGCUCAGCCUGCUCCUCGCCUUGGCGAAGGAGGAGGCUUCCCCAUCCGCUGAUUCACAGAUCAGUGGUGCCGGCUGCCCGUACUUCCACCAGACCGCGUGUGCAGCCGAGCCGUUCAAGACCUUCCUGCAGGAGUGGCAGGAGAAGACCCGGUGCUGGCUUUGCGACAACCGCCAGCUUGUGACCCGGGCGCGCAGCGUACUACAGGACCUUCUCUACAUCCAGCGCCCUGAGCUUCCCCAGGUUGGCCAGGAGGGGAGCUUGCACCCAGAAUGGAAGGAGACCUGCGUCGCAGCAUGGAUUCUGGCUCUCUUUGCAUCGACGCGAAGUCAGGCCGUACAGCCUUGGUCCUUCUACGAGAUCGGGUUGUCACUGAUCAUGGGCUGUGCCUUCGAAGAGGCGACCUUCUUCGAACUCUAUGGCAUCACCCCUUCCCAGGUGGCAUACAACUUUUACGUCCUGGGACUUCCGUACCACCGUCCUAACCCAGUCUUACACAUCCAGGAAGCCGAGUUGGGGACUGCUGAAAGGCUGCGCAAACCUGAGGAUGCCCCGCUGGUCAUCGACAUAGGCAUGGGCUUGGGAGCUGAUUCGCGCUACUUCCUGUCCCAGGGCUUUCGUGUUGUUGCCGUGGAAGCGAACAGACGCGCCAUCGAGGUGGCCAUGACAAUUGACUGGGUGAAGCCUUUGGUCCUGGAGGGGCAGCUCGUUUUUCUUCAUGCU